Strongylocentrotus purpuratus (purple sea urchin) is the source of this 3993-nucleotide messenger RNA. RefSeq lists its product as uncharacterized. Gene Ontology annotation, molecular function: protein binding. Bases 390 to 2846 code for a protein of 818 amino acids. The record is from RefSeq and is a predicted model, not a curated record. Gene Ontology annotation, biological process: signal transduction. Lineage: Eukaryota; Metazoa; Echinodermata; Echinoidea; Camarodonta; Strongylocentrotidae. The transcript has 12 exons.
AACCAAUGCCAAAUUGAAUUAGAAGGAAGUGCUUAAAUAGCCGGGUUAGUAGGUAGACUGUCCAGUGUACUCGUCUAUUUGCUGAUAGACAGCUAUGAUACAUGGAGCUGUAGGGCUUUUUCGAAGGACAUGUAUAACUUACCACUUUCGAUUUGUCAGAAUCUAGUUCAGGAAUUUUCACUUUGCAGGCCACUGCUGAUAAAUUACAAGCUGGUCUACAUUGUUUCGCCAUAUUCUCUGGAUUAGGUCGGUACAUUAUUAUAUUUGUGGACAUCAACAAAGAAAGGACAAACGCUUCUGAGCAAGUUAUUUUAUUCGUACAGUUUAGGAUUUUAAUAUCAUUUUCUUAAAGCUCAGUUCUUCAGGCUGUCCAUAUACAAAUUAGCAUCAUGAGUGUACCUAUACGCGAGACGAUCGCUCCUGCGCCGACUAUGAUAAGAUCAAGGAGCACUUUACCAAAAAGAAUUACUGAAACAGUGCAGUUCAUCCGGCCCGCAGGUUCCGGUUAUCGGCCGGGCUACCAUGAGACUGUUGUCAAUCCCCAACCUGCUGGCCUGCCAUAUCCCGAAACUUACCCUCAGCCUUUCCGAAGUCCGCGCGAGCGACCUGCAGAUUAUCUUCCGCUGGAUCGAAUCCAUGAAGACGGACAUCCGGAUAUAGCACGCUUCACAACAGAUGAGUUCAAGGAAUUUCACGAGUACCUGACGAAAUCUACCGAAAAUGGCCGAAGUUUCCAAGGGUCUGGGCAGAUCGACCUUGAAGACAUUGCGAAUAUCCAAACAAAGACCCUGGAAGGACUGAAAACACCAUCUUCUGAGGCAAACCAGGGAGCACUACUUGACACUCUGCUGUCCCUUUGUGAGCUGAGCAAUCUACGAGAUAAAAAGUGCGUUGACUUCUUUACCGAGGCAGGGUUCAACGACAUCUUUAGAGAUAUCUGGUUGGAACUACAUGGCAAUGAUCAGAUCAAUCAUCCAGGCCUCUACAUCGGUUUGAACCUCCUCAUUGACGCCUCCCAACGCUUUACGGAGAAUAGCCCCGAGCUCUCCCGCCAAAUGGGCAAGAACAAGGUCGUGCUAAUGAUCCUUGACAAGUUGCGCGAUCCCUUCUUCGACGUCGAGGCCUUGAAUCGCGACGACGAGGAGCUCAAAUGGAUGUCGAGGAGGGAGUUGUUGAAGAAGAUGUUCACCUUGCUUUACAAUUGUAUCAGAAACCAUCCUGACAACCGACGGUUUUUUCGUAUGAUCGAGGCAUCGGAACUUCUUAAGCCUUUCUUGGAUUGCCGAUUCUAUAUCUUGCGUGCAAAGGCGCUCUUCAUUCUGGCCUACAUUGUGACUGAAGAGGAAAACAUUGAUCUUAAUACGACGAGCCUCAACAUCGAGUUCAUUGUCAAGGUCCUUCGUAGGGCCCUGGAAGACCCUUCCCACUACUCCGCUCACUAUAACUUCUUCGCCGUUGAGGUUGUGGAAGCUGUACAGAGAGUAGCGGCUAACGACCAUAACAAGGAUAAAUUCAUCGAGGCUGGUGUCCUUCCUCACCUUGUUACCAUGAUGGACGAGACAAAUUCUAAGGAAGAACGCAACUCUGCCCUCAAUGCCUUGUGGGUGCUUUCAUUUACAGCAAAUAACAAGGACGUCAUUUUGAAUGAGAAAGGUUGCAUCGACAACGUGCGAGCUUGCAUUGGCGUUGAUGAUUAUACCCGAACCUGCCAAGCAAUCCUAUGGAAUCUCCAAGAUCAAGUCAUUACAAGACCAGAAGCGAAGAAGGAAGAGGAUAAAGAUGACAAACCGGAAGAGAAAGGUGGAGAUGGCAACAGGUCAAACAACGGAUUAACGUCACCUGAGACCGGUAACCCGGAAGUAGACCGCAAGAUAACCCCGAAACUUCCUCACGUGAUGAUCAGCUACCAAUGGGAUGUCCAGAAACAGAUACUAAAGGUCAAGGACGUUUUGAAAGCGCUUGGAUACAAUGUUUGGUUGGAUGUGGAGAGAAUGGGAGGCUCAACCUUAGAGGCGAUGGCGAAUGCCGUGGAGGAAGCAUGUGUAGUUAUCAUCUGCUUCUCAGAAAAGUACAAAGACAGUCCCGCGUGUCGAACAGAGGCAGAAUACGCGUAUAAGCUACGCAAGGAUAUUGUCCCUCUGAAAAUGCAGACCGGCUACAAUCCCAAUGGUUGGUUGGGUGCCAUGUUGGGGAACAAAUUCUACAUGCAGAUGAACACGCUGGACUUGGUCCAGGAAAACAUGGCACUUUUGGUCCGCGAGUUGGCCGACAGGGGGCGCUAUCCGUCUGAUGAGGACCAACACGUGGACGAUGACUACAUUCCAGGAGCCAGUGAUCCCAUGCAGCCACCUUCUCCGCCUUUCGUGCCGCCACGACCGGGCGCUGGUCCACCGAUGUCCCGUGGUGUUUCACUUGACUAUUACUCACCGCGUACAGUGAGCCCAGUGCACAUUGGUCGACCGGAUGACACGAUGCGGAUUUAUGAACAUCGGCCCAUGGUCCAAUCACCUCCGCCUCAACGAAUCGUGACAGAAGUCCCAGUCAUUGUUGAGAAGAUUGUAGCAGUACCAGCACCGGCCCCGACUGUUCCAAAAACUGAGGGAACAACCUGUGUACAGAUCGUGCAACAAUGGGAUUCAGGUGAAGUUAUUAAUUGGUUACGUCGGAACAACUACUCUCACCUUCAGAACUGGUUCUUAAGCUACAACGGAGAAGACUUAAUGGGACUAAAGAGGAUCGCUGCGCAGGCUCCAGAAUUCUUCUUUGGCAAACUAGAGCGGGAGUUCGGCUUCAAGUCACUGUUGGAAAUGAUCCGUUUCAAGAACAUGCUUGAUGCGAUAAUUUAGUAACCUAUGCAUGAAAUACUAGAUUAGUAAGAAGAAGAGUAUUUAACGGUAGGCUAUCAGGGCAUCCGCAGGCAGACUAAUUCAAAUCGGGUUUCAUUUUGUUUCAGUUCGUUGUUCAUACGGUAUGGUAUUUUUUAUCGUUAUGAACCCGAGGUACGUUAUCUUUAUGAUGAUAACGCGAUAAAUAUAGUAGUUUCUUUUCUAAGUAAGCAUAUACAUGUGUAGGUCUUUUUAUCUUAAGUGUAGACAUUAAAAUCAGUGAUUACUGUUGCAUUGCUCAUGAAAUUGACAUGAUUAAGGGUCAGAGAUUGUAAUAGAAAAACAAAAUUGGAUGUUUUAUAGCUCUCAUAUCAAUCAAGAAAUUAGGUGCUCAAUAUAGCCCAAUAUUUUCUAGAUAGCAUAAAAACAGUAUUUUUCUUUAUUAUCAGUCUUGUAUAUUAUCAGUUAUAAACAUAACAGGAAAUAGAAACAGAAAAAGAAGAAAAAAAAAAAAAGAAGAAGAAGAAGAAUUUAGAGGAACAAAAUAUUCAGAAGUAGAAGACACGUUAUGCAUAUGUUUUAUCAAAUAGUCUUAUUCAAUGACCUAAUUAUAGGUUUGAAGGUUUUUCUUCGGCAUGUAUUAUACAAUUAUAGCUCUUUGAGGUGUCUUAGUAUAUAAUUUGUUUUAGCAUAACGUCAUAACAUAUGAAUCCUAUAUUGUUAAGUUAUUGAUGUUCACCUAUAUCUGAGAUUUACGUAAAACAUGCUUUUUAAGAGAAAUGUAUUUAUGUCAUAAUUGUCAUGUUAUUUUAUGUGAUAUAUGCACUAUUAUUUGAAAAUAUGAAAGGAAUGAAUCUUCAUCCGAUCAGAUCUGAAUGUCUAUUUCCAUUUAGCAAGUUUAAAAUAAACGUUUUAGGGGUCGACGGGCCACCAACUAGUUUUGUAAAGCUUUUAUAAAAGUACUAAAGCCUUUUUUUCCCUCAUAUUAUAAUGAUAUGUAUAUCAUAGUUCUGUGUAUAUCCACGAAAAUACCCCGAUCAUUUACAGAUUCAAAUAUUUGUAAAAGUAGAGAGUUUGUCAAAAGGUCAACAUAUUCAUUUGCAUUUAUACAGCGAGUAUUACAGAUUUUCUUUAAUAAAUAUGUAUUUUUUAAUUUCUAAAACAAUGA